AGUCUUGUCUGCCAUCUUGGGGAGUAACCGGUUGAUUACAUCUUCAUGCGGGUUCGAAUUAAUUUGAAACUUGUGAUUUUUAAACCUAAACGCGUGCUGAAGAUAAGUAAUUUUUAUACGUAUAAAUAAUUUCGAACAGUAUUCCAAAAACAUGUGAUUUCAAAAUGACUUAUAUAAAAUCUUAUUUGAGUUUACUGAAAAAGUGAAUAUUGUUAGUUGUUGCUACAUGUACUAUUAGCAAUAAUCAAUUAAAUUGAAGAGUUCCUGUUUUGAUACCAAUAAAGUAAAUCAAGAUUGAAAUUUCAAUCAUAUUAUUGUAUAUAAUAUGUCGAUGUAAUUGUCUCAUAACCUAUAAGGGAGAUAAGAGAAAUCUUAAUUCAUAGAAAUCAUUGUUGAUAUAAAGAAUGAACGACAGUGUAAGACGUAAGUCACGGUCCAAGGAUCGUGGUAUUAAAACACCUAAAAAGAAAAAACUCCGGAAAUCAAGUACAUCAUCUACCAGUUCAAGUGACUCUGAUGUCUCUGUAAAAAGAAGAAAUGCAUGCAGCAAAGAUAAAAGAAAGAAAUCCAAACGUUCUAGUACUUCCUCCAGUAGUUCUAGUUCUCCUGACACUGCACAUGAUAGAUCAUCAAAGGAUAGAGGUACAAGAUCAAAGACGAAGGAAAAAUCAAAAGAGCGAACUAAUGGAACAGAUAUGAAGAGGACAUUUUCAGAUCGUAAACCAUAUGGAUGGCAGAAUCGAUACCAUGAUAAGUCAUACACAAGGAAUACAUAUUUUUCAAGAUACUCCCAAAAUUUUGAAAGGUCAAGAGGUAGAAAUCGCUGGAAUAGAAAUUAUAGAGAUCAAGAUCCAAGAGCUAGUAACAGGAGUAGAGACUAUUCAUAUAAAUCUAGCCAAACGAGAGAAAAUUAUAUUAAUGUUAGGAAAACACCAAAAGAUCCAACUGAUGAAAAUACAAAUGCAAUAUCAAAAAACGUGCAAGGAGGAUCUCUUACAAAUUCACAUCCUUGUUCUUCUAUAGACAAUGAUAUAAUUUCAAAGAAAUCAAAGAAACAAGGAAGAAGUCGUUCCUCUUCAACCUCAUCCAGCUCCAAUACAGACGUCAGUAGUAGCAGCAGCAGUAGUAGUAAUUCAAGUAGCAGUAGUAGUAGUACUUCAGAAGAUGAGAAACUGCGCAAAAAGCGAAAGAAGUUAGCAAAGAAACUAAAGAAAGCUAAGAAAAAGCGAAGGAAGAAGAAAGACAAGAUAAAAAAAUUAAAAAAGAAAAUGAAGCUUGCAGCCAAAGAGAAAAAGGCUAAAAACGUUAAAAAGGUUGUUACACAUUCUGAGGAUAGGCUAUUAAAGGACAUUCCACAUGAUAUUCCAGACCGUGCUAGAGCAAUGGCACCGAUGACUAAGGAAGAGUGGGAAAAAAGACAGAGUGUGGUACGACGAGUCUAUGAUGAGGAAACUGGCAGGCACAGACUAAUCAAAGGCGACGGUGAGGUCCUGGAGGAGAUCGUCAGCCGGGACAGGCACAAAGAAAUCAAUCGGCAAGCGACACGCGGCGAUGGCGAAUAUUUUCAGACUCAAUUGAAAAUGAAUAAAUAACCAUGUGAUUAAGCCGAUAAGCUUAUUUUCCUAUGUAAUAAAGUAAACAAAUAUGUUCUCAUAA
This is a messenger RNA of Cephus cinctus (wheat stem sawfly), 1656 nucleotides long. Its product is annotated as ADP-ribosylation factor-like protein 6-interacting protein 4. The coding region runs from base 405 to 1592 and encodes 395 amino acids. The transcript is spliced from 2 exons. NCBI's taxonomy places the organism in Eukaryota, Metazoa, Arthropoda, Insecta, Hymenoptera, Cephidae. The record is from RefSeq and is a predicted model, not a curated record.